Lottia gigantea (owl limpet) is the source of this 702-nucleotide messenger RNA. RefSeq lists its product as hypothetical. NCBI's taxonomy places the organism in Eukaryota, Metazoa, Mollusca, Gastropoda, Lottiidae. The transcript has a single exon. The record is from RefSeq and is a predicted model, not a curated record. Bases 1 to 702 code for a protein of 233 amino acids.
AUGAGUUUGUUAGAAGUCUUCGUUGUGUUUGUUAAUAUAUUGUUUGUGAGCGUUCACAGUAAGCUAUGUCCAGUUCCAGACAAAUUUAUCGGAGACGUAUGUGGAGCAGUGGUUAAUUUACAAACUGGGGUCGACAUCUUCCUCGGUGUACAAAAUGGAGUACAAGCUGGUUCCUGUCACUGCCAAAUUAUGUUUGAUGGCGAGCCAAUGACAGGAAAAAUCAGAAUGGUUCUCUUUAGCAGCAAAUCGUCAUUACUUGGAAAUCAUUGUCCAGGAAUGAAGAUGAACUUUACAACAAAUGGUCAAAAGAUUCUCCAAAUGAACGAAUGUAACGCUGAGUACCUAGCACAGUCAAUUCCAGUUCAAAAUACAGAAAACAAAUUCGAAUUGCACGUCUUUCAAGAACCUAACGAGAUGAACACAGAGUCGUGCUUUAUCAUUGGAUUCAGGGGACAAGCUGGUAAGGUCUCAGUUGAUAAUAAAAACAUUACCGCUAUAUGCUCAAGAAAUCCAGACAAUCCAGUACCAAAACCAACAGCAACCAGUCCAAUAGCUGAAACGACUGUCCAGACCACCUCUAAUCAGAAGACCACAGUAGUACCAAAUACAAGCGGAAGUGCUACCCGUCCAGGAAAUGAUGAAACUGUUCCCAAAACAGACGAUACCAUGUCUACGAAUAUGGCUCAAAGAUUCAUAGGAUAA